GAUGGAUCCAUUGGGCAACGGGUACGAUAUCUACGAUCUGUAUGACCUGGGGGAGUUUGACCAGAAAGGAGCAACCGCCACGAAAUGGGGCACGAAGCAGGAGCUGGAAGCUCUCAUGCGCGAGGCCCAGCACUUGGGCGUCGCCGUUUACUGGGAUGCCGUACUCAAUCAUAAGGCUGGAGCGGAUCAUGUAGAGCGCUUCACUGCUGUCCCAGUAGACCCUAAACAAAGAACCGCGGAAAUAUCCAAGCCCAUCCAGGUGGAUGGCUGGGUCGGGUUCGAUUUUCAUGGCCGCAACAAUGCCUACAGCGCGAUGAAAUACCACUGGCACCAUUUCAGCGGAAUCGACUGGGACGAUAUGCGCAAGAAAGGCGGGAUUUAUAAAAUCCUCGGCCCCAACAAAGACUGGGCGUCGGAUGUUUCGACAGAAAAUGGGAACUACGAUUAUCUGAUGUUUGCGGAUCUGGAUCUGUCCCACCCGGAAGUCCGUCAGGAUCUCCUACACUGGGGCACCUGGAUCACCACGGCCUUGUCGCUCGGUGGCAUGAGGCUCGACGCCGCCAAACAUUUUUCCUCGGGGUUCCAAAGGGCUUUUGUUGAGCAUGUGCGCGCAACCGCGAAUCCAGACUUCUUCGUCAUGGCCGAGUACUGGACCGGCGAUAUCCGGGCUCUCCUCGGGUACCUGGAGCAGAUGGACGAGACGGUGGCGGCCUACGAUGUGCCUCUUCUCGGGAACUUCUCGCGAGCUUCAUACCGGAAGGGAGCCGCAGCAGACCUACGAGGCAUCCUCCAGAACACCCUGGUGCAGCAGAAACCCAACCAUGCCGUGACGUUUGUUGCCAAUCACGAUACCCAACCGGGACAAAUGCUCGAAACCCCCGUCGAACCCUCCUUCAAACUCCUCGCAUACGCCCUGAUUCUCCUCCGCAAGGAGGGCCACCCCUGCGUCUUCUACGGGGAUCUAUACGGGACCCGGCCUAAUUCCCAGCACCACCACCACCGGACGACUCCCCCAGCCUGCAACGGCAAACUGCCCAUCCUGAUCCAAGCCCGGAAAUUAUACGCUUACGGCGAACAGCAAGAUUAUUUCGAUCACCCCAACUGCAUCGGAUUUGUCCGCUACGGAAAUUCCUCCCAUGCAUGCGGCCUCGUCUGUCUCUUGAGCAACGCCGGCCCCGCCCAAAAACAAAUGUACGUGGGUUCUCGACACGCCAAUACCGAGUGGGUAGAUCUGUUGCAGGCUACCACUAUCACUAUCACUAUCGACAGACACGGGUACGGGGUUUUCCCUAUCGGUGCCAUGACCGCCGGGGUCUGGGUGCCCUUGGCCGGACAGGGUCAGGAAUCCUUCCAGGCCUUUGAUGAGAGCUUUGGUCAUCUCUAGAUAGAGUACUACUUAGUAUCUAGUUAAUUAAUGUGUAUGGAGUACGGAGGGAGGGAGGGUAUAAGUAAGGGUUAGAGUAAGUAUUAGAUAAGAAUUAUGAAAUAUCAUCAAGAAUUAC
Messenger RNA from Aspergillus ochraceoroseus IBT 24754, 1502 nucleotides. RefSeq names its product alpha-amylase. The transcript has 7 exons. NCBI's taxonomy places the organism in Eukaryota, Fungi, Ascomycota, Eurotiomycetes, Eurotiales, Aspergillaceae. Gene Ontology annotation, molecular function: calcium ion binding; hydrolase activity, hydrolyzing O-glycosyl compounds. The record is from RefSeq and is a predicted model, not a curated record. Gene Ontology annotation, biological process: carbohydrate metabolic process. The annotation marks the transcript as partial.